GAAAGCUUGAAAUAAAAAAACAUCGCAAGUUCUCUAAAAGUAAACAACAUCGCCUGAUAACAGUUCAUGUGAUGAUAAGAACCGAAACUUUACGAAAACUUCAAUACAGUAAUCUUUUCAGUCGUGAUGUGGAGCAUUAUUAAUAAAGUGUUUUGCAAAGUUUCGUGGAGUUGAAUUCGAGUAGUCAAGCUAAAUAAAUAAAUAUCAAAUUAUUUCGUUUCUGCUGACACAUCAGUCUCCUUAAUCCAGUCAUCAAAGUUUGAUAAGGCACAUAAUGUCAAUGAAUAUUUUAAUCACGGGUGGAGCCGGUUUUAUCGGAAGUCACACAGUUUUAGAACUUUUGAAAGUUGGACACACUGUGAUUUGUAUUGAUAACGGAUGCAAUUCAUACUUGGAUGCCAAGGCUGAGUUUCCCGAAUCAAUUAAGAGAGUUCACGAAUUAACUGGAAAAAAAGUAAUUUUCUAUUCUGUUGACAUUCGCGAUAAAAAUGCAUUAAAUCAAGUUUUCAAAAAGCAUAAGAUUGACUGUGUUGCUCAUUUUGCCGCUCUUAAAGCUGUUGGUGAAUCAUGCCGUUUACCAUUACAAUACUAUCAAAACAAUAUAACCGGAACAUCAGUUUUGUUAGAAGUGAUGUCUGAUAAUGGAGUUUUCAAUUUCGUGUAUAGUUCAUCAGCAACAGUCUACGGUGAACCACAAUUCUUGCCUUUGACUGAAGAUCAUCCCACCGGAAAUUGCACAAAUCCUUAUGGCAAAAGCAAAUACUUCACUGAAGAGAUUUUGAAAGAUCUGUGCGCAUCUGAUAAGCGUUGGAAUGUUAUUUCCUUACGUUACUUUAAUCCAGUGGGUUCUCAUGAAAGUGGACAAAUUGGGGAAGAUCCCAAUGGUGAACCUAACAAUCUCAUGCCUUACAUAUCACAAGUUGCUGUAGGAAAGUUGAAGGUUUUGAAAGUUUUUGGAAACGAUUAUCCAACACAUGAUGGAACUGGUGUUCGUGAUUACAUUCACAUAGUUGACUUAGCUGAAGGUCAUUUAGCGGCUUUGGACAAGUUAAAAUCGGGAGAUGUUUCAGGAUUUGUUGUCUACAAUCUUGGAACUGGAUGUGGUUACUCAGUCCUUGAUAUGGUUAAGAAUUUCAGUAAAUCAUGCGGACAUGACAUUCCUUAUGAAAUUGCGCCAAGACGUCCUGGUGACAUUGCAUCUUGUUAUGCAAGUACGGAAAAAGCUGAGAAGGAAUUGGGAUGGAAAGCAAAGAAAGGUUUGAAGGAGAUGUGCGAUGAUGCUUGGCGUUGGCAGAAAAAUAAUCCUAAUGGAUUUUCAGGAUUGCAAUCAGAUCUCUAGUCGAUGAUAAAAUAAAUACCAAAAUAAUUGAAUAAUGAGGCGUUUAAUGUUACCAAACAUUAAUUCAAGAUUAUUUUUAACUGAAAAUUAAAUACUUGCAUUCAUUUGUGUCAUUUGUAAUCGAAACCAAAAGCGAUUUAUUUAUAUUUUUUGUCUUUCUUGUCAUUGUCUUUGCUGUUUUAUAUCAGAAAAGAAUUUUUUCUUUGAUGAUUUUUCUCAAAAUGAAGAAUAUAUUUUUUAGCCUCUUUUAUGUUCCUAUUAUGUAAAAAGAAAGAAGAUUUGUAACAUGUAGUCAUUUGACGAAUAAAAAUCCAAAGAGAUGAAUUAAUUUCCAAUGAAAUAAA
This is a messenger RNA of Clunio marinus, 1683 nucleotides long. The record is from the annotation of a GenBank genome assembly. NCBI's taxonomy places the organism in Eukaryota, Metazoa, Arthropoda, Insecta, Diptera, Chironomidae.